AUGAGUCCAAAGAAGUGCCGCAGGGAUCUCCGCGAAUAUAAUAUUCCGCUAGCAACCUUGCUGAGCGAAGACGGGACUCGCACGUCUUCUCGUCGUGAGAUGGAAAUCAUUACGGAGAGGUUCUACUCGAACCUUUUCCGUUCAUCAGCUUCUGUGUCAAGCUCGAUCAUCCCCACCGGUGAAGCUCCACCACGGAUUCUCCCUUCGGAAGUACUAGUCGCUAUCAAGAGCAUGAAACCUGGCACAGACCCCGGACCUGAUUUUAUAUCAGCAGACUUUCUUCGGGCUGGUGGCCAUCCGCUUCAUGUAAUCUUAGCAGCGCACAAGACAUCCUACCUUCAAAAAGAAAGGAUCCCAGACCAGUGGAAGACCUCGCGAACCGUUCUUAUCCAUAAGAAAGGUGACCGAGAGGAGCUUCGGAAUUACCGUCCGAUAUGCUUGCUGAGCGUGUUAUACAAGGUAUUCACCAAGAUCAUCCUCACGCGCAUAUCUAGGACGCUGGAUAAAGCCCAGGCCCAAGAAAGUUGGAUACCGUCAGGAGUUCAGCUGCUUGCAUCACAUCCAGACCGUGUCGAUGUUAGCCGUGAAUACCGCCUGCCCCUUGUACUAACCUUCGUAGACUGUGAGAAGGCCGUUGACAGCGUACGAACGAAUGCAGUACCGUCAGCGUUGAUCGAUCAAGGUGUGGACGCGUCGUAUGUGAAGACAUUAGCCGAUCGAUGCACCACGAAGAAACAGAUUUUCCACCGCUCCCUUACCAUACCCAAUGGAAAGGAGGUACGACAAGGCGAUACUAUAUCGCCGAAGCUGUUCACAGCUGCAUUGCAAUUAAUAAUGAAAUCACUUUCUUAG
Necator americanus (New World hookworm) is the source of this 852-nucleotide messenger RNA. RefSeq lists its product as uncharacterized. Bases 1 to 852 code for a protein of 283 amino acids. The transcript has a single exon. The record is from RefSeq and is a predicted model, not a curated record. NCBI's taxonomy places the organism in Eukaryota, Metazoa, Nematoda, Chromadorea, Rhabditida, Ancylostomatidae.